AUGCAAACAUCAUACCUUCCCUGCCUCCCCCGACCCUCGCACAAUAUGUCUGUGAUCAAGCUGAUUACUGUCAAUACAGUGCCGGAGCGUGCUAAACGUAUCAUCGGUCGCAUCAUAGAAGAGGUGAAGGACCAGUAUACGAUCAUACACGCAGCCAAUGUCGAGAGAAUUGAUGAUGUUGAGACCACCCUGAUGCGCGAACAGCCAAACGUACUGUUCACAGCAUCCAUGUGGACUCCAGAGGAGGCAUCCAUCAUCGUGAACAUUGCACGGCAAACGAUACCCGAGAUCAAGACUCUCAGCCUCCCUCAUGGGUUACAGGUUGAGCAGGGACCAGAUGGUGUUGUGAAAUAUAUCAAGGAGAAGCUGCCGGGCCUGGUAGUAUAA
Molecule: messenger RNA, 387 nt
Organism: Sparassis crispa
Lineage: Eukaryota; Fungi; Basidiomycota; Agaricomycetes; Polyporales; Sparassidaceae
Exons: 4
Coding region: 1-387 (128 amino acids)
Source: RefSeq, a predicted model, not a curated record